Molecule: messenger RNA, 1334 nt
Organism: Nasonia vitripennis (jewel wasp)
Lineage: Eukaryota; Metazoa; Arthropoda; Insecta; Hymenoptera; Pteromalidae
Exons: 4
Coding region: 320-1075 (251 amino acids)
Source: RefSeq, a predicted model, not a curated record
ACACACGCCCACACAGCGUAGGCGUCUUCGCAUCGCAUAAUCGCGAACGAGAGCCGCAGCGGUGAAUAACUUUAAUCACAUAUAGCCUGGCGUUAAUUAUCGAAUCCUUGAAACUGCCUCGUGCCAAUCGAACUCACUCCCCGCUUUUAAUUAUCGGACGCAAAAAGUUUUUUGCUCUGCCUCUCGCGCGCGUAUAUAUAGCGAAAAGUGCACAGCUAUGAACUCAGUCUCGACCUGGAACUCUUCGCAGUAGCAGAAGAAGUAGCAGAGGAAGAAGGAAAGCUCGAGAGUAAAGGAGAAGAAGAAAGGAUUAAUCGUCAUGUCGCUGAUCAACGUUCGCGUCUUGCUAGUCAUCGCCGGCGUAGUUUCCGGUGGCUUGGCACAGUUCUAUUCCAGCCGUGCACCGCCUUGCCAACAGCCAUACCUGCCACCGUUUGCCUCUGGUCGCAACGAGAACGGAAACGGCAACGUCAACCUCAACGACAACACCAACGUCAACUCCAACACAAACGCUAACCAAGCUCUCCGAUACUCCACGGGAUCAGGCAUGAUACCUCAGUCUAUGUCCAUACCUCGCUCUCCUUUCCAGCCUCUCCUUCCUAUCCCGUCAACUUACUACUCGAGUCAACCACGCCCCCUGUCGCCGAUAUCCCGAUACAACGCCAACCCGACGAUCAACGUCCUCCCGAGCAAGAACAUCGACGACAACGUCAACGCCAACUUCAACAUCAACUCCAACCAGAACUACAACGAGAACGCCAAUGCUAAUAGGUACGUCCCAGCAGUGAUGCCAACGCCAGCAUUCAUCCCGCCAAGACCACUUCAACCGCUCGCGGCACCUACCAAUACCAGACCUGUGUGGACUCGUCCAAGUGUGUCGUUCGGCAGUUACCCGGUGGGCAACCUCAACGCCAACACCAACGAGAACACCAACGUCAACAUCAACGACAACGGCAACAUCAACGCCAAUGCCUUCCGUAGGAAUAUGCAUGGCUCGAGUAACGAUGAUUCCAGCGACGGAAACACAAAUGAGAAUUCCAACUCAAAUGUUGACACCAAAACUGACAGCAGCUAGAUAUCCUUUCGAAGCAUCGAUGAGGCCGAUGGGCUGUCACGCCGGUGGAUUACGAGGUGUCGCGGAUCUCUUUUCCAAGCUGAUGACGGGCUCCUCGAUUAUGCAACUCGGCCUUCUGCUCAUGCCUCCGGUUGAAUUGAAAGAUAAUGCUUGUCCGAACUCCGACUACUAUCCGCAACUGUAUUAAACUUGGGUGGCAGAAAUUUUGUAAAUGGGGUUGUUUUCGUCGCUAAUAAAUCGAUACUAAUAAAUGCAGAAA